Molecule: messenger RNA, 1116 nt
Organism: Aspergillus clavatus NRRL 1
Lineage: Eukaryota; Fungi; Ascomycota; Eurotiomycetes; Eurotiales; Aspergillaceae
Product: N5-glutamine methyltransferase family protein
Exons: 2
Coding region: 1-1116 (371 amino acids)
Biological process (GO): methylation
Cellular component (GO): mitochondrion
Molecular function (GO): methyltransferase activity; nucleic acid binding
Source: RefSeq, a predicted model, not a curated record
AUGCCUCGACUCCCUACUCGGCUGACGCUCAAGGCACAGCAGCUGAAUCCGCUCAUCCGAGUGCUAUUACGAGAAUGCCGUACGCUUGAUUCAGCAUGUAACGAAUUUCGCUGGCUGCGUGAAAAAGCCCUUGAUAUGAAGCCGAAGGACAGGCAUGUUGAUUCUCCUACACUGACAGGCUGGAGGAGCGCUUUGAGGUCAAUGUGUCUGUCCCGGUCAAGAGGGAUGCCUCUCCAAUACAUUCUCGGGGACCAGCCCUUCGGGGAUCUUAAUAUCAUGUGCAGGAGAGGUGUUCUGAUUCCAAGGUCUGAGACAGAAUCUAUUACGAUCCAUAUUGCUAAGGUUAUCUGCCAUGAAUUCCCUGGACCCACCCAUCCAGACGGUGCCUCAGCCGCGAGAUACCCUCUCCAAAUCGUGGAUCUUUGUUCUGGCACUGGGUGCAUAUCACUUCUAUUACAUGCCCUACUGGCCCCUCGUUUCGACCAUUUAUCUAUACUCGGAAUAGAUAUCCACCCCAAGGCUAUUCGAUUGGCUAAAGAUAACCUUCUCCAUAACUUCAGAUUGGGUCGCCUUUCCAAACGUGCAAUUGCAGAAAUUCAAUAUUGCCGGGGUGAUAUACUCUGCCGGCAAGGCCAAUUUCCAGGGAUCGAUGAUUGUCUGUUGACAUACUUCCGUUCGCCGCAGGGAUCAAAAGAAUCCCUGGAUGUCGAGGAACGCCGAGUUGACGUCCUGGUUGCAAACCCCCCAUACAUAUCUGCUGAGUCCUUCCAUGAUGGCACGACUGCACGUAGUGUACGAAUUUUCGAACCCACCCUUGCUUUGGUACCCCCGGUUUGGUCGCCUCCUCCGAUGACCGGAUUCUACGAGGAGGAUUUAUUCUACCGGGAUAUCGUCUUACUAUCUCUCAAACUUCGACCGAGACUUGUUGUAUUUGAAUGCGGUGAUAGGGAACAAGCAGCGCGUGUAAGUGCUGCUUUUGUGACAUUUGCAACAUGCCACGGAGAGUCCUUGCCAAUUAUCUCUUCACAGAUAUGGCCCAGCGAGGCCGGUGAUGAAGUAGCCAGUCCUCUCUCUGAAAGUGAGGCAUGCGCUGUUUUUUUACAUAUGCAGUCCUGA